AUGAAGUGCCUGAUUCUCCUUUCCGUCAUCGGACUAGCUGCGGCUGGCACACUCCAGGGUUACAGCCUGCCGGGGUCAGGAAGCGGAGGGUUCACCCAUGGUCAUUCGGGAACAUUUAGCCAGGGGACAACCUUUGGUCAUGGAAGUACAUCGUUUGGACAGGGAAUUUCGUCGGGAAGUACUUCCUUUGGACAGGGAAUUUCGUCGGGAAGUACUUCCUUUGGACAGGGAAUUUCGUCGGGAAGUACUUCCUUUGGACAGGGAAUUUCGUCGGGAAGUACUUCCUUUGGACAGGGAAUUUCGUCGGGCAUUUCCUUUGGAACUUCAUCUGGAACGACCAUCGGUCACGGAACAUCGUCAGGAUUAACCUUUGGAACAAACCAGGGUCUUUGCGGAGGUGGACAGGUGCGCCACGUGGAUGGAAGGUGUGUGACGCCUCGUGUGAACCGUCGCGUCUUUCUGUACGACGUUCCUUCCAACGUCCAGACAAGCGGACCUGUUAACAUCCCCGAACCUCGUGUGGAGACUAACGUCCUCCUGAUCCGCACGCCCGAAGGAGGCCUUGGGCCGCAACCUGUGGUCAUUCCUCCGCCUAGGCAGCAACACGUGGUGUACGUUCUGAACAAGCAGAGCAGCCAAGACCAGCGGGUGAUCGAGGUACCGUCUGCUGGCCCUUCAACCCCUGAGGUUUACUUCGUCAACUACGCAGACGGAGAGAACCCAACUCUUCCAAGCGGGGUGGACCUCCAAACUGCUCUUCAGUCAGCAAGCCAAGGCGCAGGUCAGAACGUCGGCUCAGUAAGCUCGUCAGGCCAUUCCAGCUCUUUCGGCGGCAGUCAGUCCUUUGGCUCAGGAACUCAGGUGUUUGAUUCAGGCUCAUCCUUCGUUAGCCAUGAUUCAGGCUCAUCCUUUAUUAGCCAUGAUUCUGGCUCAUCCUUUGUUAGCCAGCCCUCUGGCUUGUACACACAGCCCUAGACGGCUUCCACUGUUUUAUGCAGCGACAACCAUUGUGUAGAAUAUUUCACACACACAUAUAUGCAGACAUAUUUAUACAGACACACGCACAUAUAGAGAGAUAAAUAUAUAUAUAUAUAUAUAUUCUAUUACAAUGAAAUAAAAAAAAAUAAGUACA
Messenger RNA from Penaeus chinensis, 1132 nucleotides. RefSeq names its product nucleoporin NUP145-like. Bases 1 to 975 code for a protein of 324 amino acids. The transcript is spliced from 2 exons. Lineage: Eukaryota; Metazoa; Arthropoda; Malacostraca; Decapoda; Penaeidae. The record is from RefSeq and is a predicted model, not a curated record.